Messenger RNA from Closterium sp. Naga37s-1, 4002 nucleotides. Lineage: Eukaryota; Viridiplantae; Streptophyta; Zygnematophyceae; Desmidiales; Closteriaceae. The record is from the annotation of a GenBank genome assembly.
AUGUCGCUGUUUGGAGGGUUCAAGCCUUCCACUCCGGCCACCGCGGGAACCCAAACUUCCGCUUUAAGCACACCCGCAACCAGCACUCCGUCUACUCUACAACAGCAGCAGCAACAGCAGCAGCAACAACAACAGCAACAACAGCAGCAGCAACAGCAGCAGCAGCAGCAACAGCAGCAGCAGCAGCAACAGCAGUUAACCCUAGCAAUUCAGCAGGGUCAAGCGCAUCUGCUGACGAAUAACGACCCCAGUAGAGGGGGUCCGCAGCCGGCGGGAUUUGAUACUAAGUUCAGCGAGCUACACCCGGACAGCCAGAAGAUCCUCACGCACAUAGAGAGCAAGGUAUUGGAGCUGCGAGCGGAGAGCCAGAGGCUGGGGCAGUCAAGUCGGCUGCAUGAUGGCUCGCAAUUGGCAGACAACCCGUUUGAGCGGCAGGCAGCUAGAGUCAGCCAGAGCCUCUCGCACGUGGCAUCACGGGUGGACACAGAGCGGGCGUCCCUCCACCACAUGCUGCACACGGCGCAGCACCUGCUGCACCACAGCGACCUGGCAGUGCGCUCCUUCUCCCUCCUCCGCUCCAGAUUCCCCCACCUCCCCGGAGCAGACUCACUCGCACCAGGCCAAGCGGACAUCUACCGGGGGGUGCCCUGCCUGCCCUCCCCUUUCCUCAUCGACACGGUCGCUCGCUUUGAAGUCAAGAUGGCAGAGUACCGCCACAAGCUCACCGAGCUCCAGGCAGCCAUUGAACCAGCCCUGGCAGAAUCCAGGUUCGGCGUUGGCUACUCCCGAGCCGCAUCGGCAGCUUCGGCGGCAGCAGCGGUCGAGGCUCUGCCCGUGAUUAUAAAGAAUCUGCAUGAUUUUUUCAUACACGUGGCGGCUCAGGUGGAGAGGGUGCAUGAGAGGGUGGAUGCGGCUAGGAAUGCGUUUCUGGCGGAGAGACGGAGGAGGGGCGACCGGAGCAACCCGUUUGCAGAGGCAGACAGGAUCGAAGCUGCUGCUGCAGCCAGCAAGAAACCGUCUCUGCUUGGCUCUGCUUCUGGCGCUGGUACUGGUGCUGCUGGUGCUGCUGCUGGUGCCGCUGGUGCUGCUGGUGCAGGAGGUACAGGCAGUGGAAUCCUCUCCUCUCCGCUCUCCCUCCUCCCCGGAACCACCACUCCCGGCACCUCCUCCCCUUUCCUCUCGAACCCCACCGGACUCUUCCCCUCCGCCACCACCACCACACCAUCCCUCUUCGGCUCCACCACCCCAGCCACCGCCACCACCCCCGGUCUCUCCCUCUUCGGCACUCCUCCCGCCUCUGCCGCAGCAGGGAGCUCUCCAGGCACCUCUCUCUUUGGCACCCCCACUUCGUCGCUCUUCGGCAGUGCCACUCCUGGUGCCGCCGCUGCUGCAUCCUCUCCUGGGCUUUCUUUCGGCAACCCUGCCACGCCUGCCAUGGGCACCACGUCUCUCUUCGGCACUCCGAACCCGGCAGCAGCAGGCUCGGUCCCAGGUUCCUCUCUCUUCGGAAACACCUCGGCUUUCGGCGGUGGUGCAUCUCCCUUUGGAGCAACCCCAUCUGCAGCAGGGAGCACCCCCUCGCUCUUUGGGUCCCCAGCUGGUCCCACUACCGGGGGUCUGUUCGGAGCGACACCAGCAGCAGCGUCGCCUUUCGGCGCUCCUGCUGCUUCGCCCUUUGGUGCUGCUGGGGCCGCCUCGCCAUCGCCGUUUGGAGCAGCGGCGCCGGCUCCUGCCACGUCGCUGUUUGGUGCUCCUGCUGGGGGUGCUGCACCUGGGUCUGGCGGCUUGUUUGGUGCUCCUGCCGCUCCAACACUCCAGCCGGCUGCCCCAAUGCCGUUUGGUUUUGGCAACACAAGUCAACCGGAGGCGGCGUCUGCCGGUGCUGAUGCUGGCGGUGCGGGUUUGGAUGGGAAGGAGCGGCAGCAGCGGCAGCAGCUGCAGAAGCAGCAGCAGGAGCAGCAGGAGACGACUCGAAUUUCGUUCUCCAUCACGGUCCCGUUUUCCGAGUUCCUUUACCACGUGAAGAAGGAUAAUAUCGUGUCGAUUACUGUAGACGGCGACAAGGUGUCGUUCGUCCUGCGACGCCCCGAGUUCGCAAAAGGGCACAAGGCGACGGAGUUACAACCCAUGAUUCGCCAAGUGGAAAGAAUGGCAGAGAGCAAGUGGAAGGAAGCUGGGGAAGUUUCUGGGAAGAAGGUGGGGAAGAUGCCACCUGUCCAGGUGCAGCUGACCACGGUGAAGCCUGCUGACGUGGCGGUCCCGUACGCGGAGCUGAUGUCACGCCACGUGGAGUUUGGUGCUCCGGAUAAGGCAUCGUUUAAACUCGUGAAUACGAUCUCGGUGAGUAGUAAUGGGGAGAAGGGGAGACGGGGUGAAUCUAGUGAGGAUAUGGGAGUGAGGGGAGAGGGGGAGACGGGGGGAAGUACAUCCACUCUGUUAUACGCGGGGAUAGCAGCCGUUGUGCUCUCACGCCUGCAGAUGAAGCUCCCUCAGUUUGGGGGUAAGACGCGCAGUCAGAAGGGCAAGGCGCCGCCAGUGCUGUUUGCUGAUGUGGCAGGGGUGGAUGAGGCGAAAGAGGAAUUGGAGGAGAUUGUGGAGUACCUCCGCACGCCUGAACGUUUCACUCGACUGGGAGCUCGACCGCCCAGAGGAGUGCUGCUGGUUGGGCCGCCAGGCACAGGAAAGACGAUGCUGGCGAAGGCAGUGGCAGGGGAGGCGGACGUACCCUUUAUAAGCUGCAGCGGUAGCGAGUUUGUGGAGCUGUAUGUGGGGCUGGGGGCGUCGCGAGUGAGAGACCUGUUCGCUCAGGCAAAGAAGGACUCGCCCUCCAUUGUCUUUAUUGAUGAGAUUGAUGCAGUGGCCAAGGUGCGGGAUGGGCGCAUGCGCAGUGUGGGCAACGACGAGAGGGAGCAGACCCUGAACCAGCUGCUCACGGAGAUGGAUGGAUUCGACAGCAGCACGGCGGUGAUCGUCCUGGCAGCCACCAACAGAGCUGACGUCAUCGACCCCGCCCUGCGCCGCCCGGGGCGAUUUGACCGGAUCGUAGCGGUGGAGCCUCCGGAUCGCAAGGGGAGGGAGGCGAUUCUGACGGUGCACAUGGAGCAGAAGGAGCUGCCUCUGAGCACCGAUGUGAAUAUUCAGGAGAUUGCCGUUGCCACCAGUGGAUUUACAGGGGCUGAUUUGGCCAAUCUGGUGAAUGAAGCAGCGCUGCUGGCAGCGAGGAGGGACCAUGAGGUGGUGAUGAAGCAGGACUUUGACAGCGCUGUGGAGCGGGCACUUGCGGGAAUUGAGAAGAAACGGUCAGCUUUGGGUCGGGCAGAAAAGGCCGUGGUAGCACGGCACGAAGCAGGCCAUGCGCUGCUGGGGGCAGCCAUUGCAAAGGUUUUACCUGACCAGCGGGUAGUCCAAAAAAUCUCCAUCGUACCUCGGUCGGGCGGCGCGUUAGGAUUCGCCUACAUGCCGCCCCCAGCGGACGGCGAGGAGCGUCUUCUAGUUUUUGUGGACGAGCUUCGGGGCCAGCUCGCCGUCCUCCUCGGGGGUCGGGCGGCAGAAGACGUCUGUUUCGGCGGGAGAAUCUCUACAGGAGCAGUAGACGAUAUUCGGCGUGCUACAGACAUGGCCUAUAAGGCUGUAGCGGAAUACGGGCUGAGUGGGACCAUAGGGCCAAUGUCAGUGGGUACCCUGGCGGGAGGGGGGUUGGAUGGAGGGGGAGGGUUUGCCUGGGGGGGGAAGGACCAGGGGAGGCUGUCGGAUCAGGUGCAGGAUGAGGUUCAGCAGCUGCUGCAGGCGGCUCUAGAGGUGGCGCGGGCCGUGCUGGUGUGCAACAGAGGGCUUCUGGAAGACCUGGGAAGGACACUGCAAGAGAAUGAGACGGUGGAAGGAGCAGUUUUGAGCACUUGGCUUGCGCAAGUUGAGGUGCCGCCGCUGCUUAGAACCUUUGUGUAUGGCCGGGCAGUAGACCUGCCCCUGCUCCCAGCUGAGAGCAGUGAAGAAGAUGCAUGA